CUUCUUCGUUUUCUCUUAUUUGAUAACCUUUCUUGAAAGCAAAUAUAAUUAUUUCUUACUAUACCUAAGAUGACAAAAUCCGGUGUCAUUGAUGCUGCAUUUCGUUCAUCAAGGUGCAAUGAAGCUUACAUUUUCAUUAAUGAUAAGUACGUGCUAUUAGACUAUGCUCCCGGAACCAGCAACGAUAAGAUUGUGUAUGGGCCUCUUCUUCUUCGCGAUGGGUUUAAAUCACUUGCUCAUACCGUAUUUGGAACUUAUGGAAUAGAUUGUGCCUUUGACACUGAUAACAACGAGGCAUUCAUCUUUUAUGAAAAUAUUUGUGCUCGCAUAAACUAUGCUCCACACUCCGACAAAGACGAAAUAAUCUUAGGUCCUAAGAAAGUCGCUGACAUGUUUCCUUUUUUCAAAGGAACAGUGUUUGAAAACGGAAUAGACGCUGCAUACAGGUCAACUAGAGGUAAAGAAGUUUACUUAUUUAAAGGAGAUAAGUAUGCUCGUAUAGACUAUGGAACCAACAGUCUCAUUCAAAAUAUCAAACGCAUUGCUGAUGGGUUUCCUUGUUUCCGCGGCACAAUCUUUGAAAAUGGAAUUGAUGCGGCUUUUGCUUCUCACAAGACUAACGAAGUCUACUUUUUCAAAGGAGAGUACUAUGCGCGUGUCAGUGUUACGCCCGGUGCAACAAAUGACAAAAUUAUGGGUGGGGUGAAGCGUACUUUUGACUAUUGGCCCUCCCUCCGUGGCAUAAUAUCUCAACAGAACUAAUCGUGACUGGUAUAGUGUGAUGUCAUCAUCAUCAUCAUGCAAUUAGUAUCAUGAAUAAUAAAGUUCGUGGUUGUUGAUAUAUGUUUGGCGCAUGUUAAUUUUCUCCUUUAUUUUAUGUAAUAUAUGUGUGUUGUCGUUUGCUCGAUGUAAUAAAUGUGUGGCUCCUCGAUAUAUUCCACACAUCCAGUGAGUAGUGGCUCACUUCUGCUGUUAUUGUGAACUACAUAAUGACCCCGCAGCAGGCAGGGUAAAAACAAUAAAAUUAUUAGUAUUGAUUUAAA
This is a messenger RNA of Trifolium pratense (red clover), 1043 nucleotides long. RefSeq names its product albumin-2-like. The record is from RefSeq and is a predicted model, not a curated record. Bases 70 to 762 code for a protein of 230 amino acids. Lineage: Eukaryota; Viridiplantae; Streptophyta; Magnoliopsida; Fabales; Fabaceae. The transcript has a single exon.